Messenger RNA from Aspergillus homomorphus CBS 101889, 1005 nucleotides. RefSeq lists its product as uncharacterized. The transcript is spliced from 4 exons. Bases 1 to 1005 code for a protein of 334 amino acids. NCBI's taxonomy places the organism in Eukaryota, Fungi, Ascomycota, Eurotiomycetes, Eurotiales, Aspergillaceae. The record is from RefSeq and is a predicted model, not a curated record.
AUGGCCGUCUCCUCACGCCCUAUAACGUCCAUUGUGCUGUUGACUCUUUUUGGCGGACUGGGCGCGCUCAUCAUGGUGCUGCGACUCUUUCUGCGCAAGUAUCGGCGACAGCGGUUCGAAGCAGGCGACUACUGCACUUUCUUUUGUCUUGUGACUCUUCUCUCUUGCGUCGGGUUGCUUACUGCGGUAAGCAGCAUCACCUUGGGUCGGGACGCCGUUUUGGAAGCUCAACAUCUCACCGAUGAACUAUUCAACGACCAACUGCUCAAGAAUAAGAUGCUGGUGGCGCAUCAAGCGAUCUUUCGUGCCUACCUUUGGGGUCAGAAAGCUAUUGUCCUCCUGUUCAUCUCUCGCGUCCUACAGGGUCUGCCAUGGCCCUUCAUCUUCGUUCGCAUUUCUUGGGCAAUCUUGAUACUGAGCUUUGGCGCCGUGGAGCUUGAAAUGUUUAUGGUUUGUGAAUACCGCAAGAAGAAGCCUUGUCUUGAUCGCGUCCAGCAACUUGUGACAUAUAUCCUUCUCAACGGCCUGACUGACCUGAUGCUCAUCGCGCUUCCGCUUCCAUGGCUGGUUCGCGUGAAAAGGCCCUGGUAUCGACGCAUUCAGCUCAUCGCGCUCUUCUCAGUCGGCUUCCUCUGCAUCAUCGCCACGAUCCUUCGAGCCCCGAUUCACGGUGACACCCAAGACCUUGUUGGCCAGGGCUACUGGACAGCUGUCGAGUUCCUUUCAUCGGCCAUCGUCGCCAACUUCCCCACGCUGUACAGCCUGCGCCGCGCCAGGAAGGAUGAGACCCCGGUGUACCCUGAGAGCCCAUACCCGAUGCGGGCUGGGGGUUCGAAAUCUCGGUCGGCAACGAGCAUCGAGCUUCAGGAAGCGUUGGACAUGGAUCGUGUGAAUAGCAACGCGCGGAGUGCAAAUAUCACCAGCCAGGCAAGCAUCGAGCCGCUGUUCCUGAGCGACCCAGAGAGGGAUAGUACUCGGGCUGAGGGGGUACGAUCUAGAGUAUGA